Messenger RNA from Cercocebus atys (sooty mangabey), 4134 nucleotides. It is a transcript of the gene LCA5L, whose product is annotated as Leber congenital amaurosis 5-like. The record is from RefSeq and is a predicted model, not a curated record. NCBI's taxonomy places the organism in Eukaryota, Metazoa, Chordata, Mammalia, Primates, Cercopithecidae. Bases 1695 to 3980 code for a protein of 761 amino acids. Gene Ontology annotation, biological process: intraciliary transport. Gene Ontology annotation, cellular component: axoneme. The transcript has 9 exons.
AUGGCAGCACUGCACUCCAGCCCGGGCAACAGAGUGGUAUGUCUCAAAAAAAAAAACAAAGACUAUUCAAUUGUAACAGAAAGAUUCAAGGGCAGAUUUGCAGAGUGACCUUAUCAUGUCUACAUACUGGGAAAAGCUGGUAGAAAAGAGGAGGAACCCAUUCUAAGGAACCUCUACCUUUCAGUUCCUCCAGUCUUGAGCUCCAGGGUUAGAUGUUCCCUCAACGGCAAACCUCUGCUCUUGUUACUGUCAUGGGACCACCACCAGCCACCAAGCAUCAGCCCAUCUUUCCAUAAUGUCAAGUCUAGGGUGACAUUUGUCUAAUGUUUGCCUACCUGGAGAUGUUGCCCCAAUCAUCACCACCAGCAGAAACAACCGGCACCCAUCUUAUAUGGGUAAUUCCUUACCGAAGGAGUUCUAGAAAUGCACGGCACACCAAAACGCAGGGUAGGUCAUGCAUUUCUAGAGGAAGAAAUGGCGAUAUGGAGAGAAAGCUUGUCCUAACCCACUUCUACCAAAGCAGGAUUAAAGUCAAUUUGGAAAAAAACACCGUUUCUCCUUUUAUAUAAAAACCAAAUGCAGAAACUAUAAAAAGAAAUCUAAUAAGCUUGACUCUACACAAAUACCAAAAUGCACUGUAAACAAAAUUAAAGGUAACUGACAGAGGAAGUAUUUGCAACGUAUAUCGCAAGCCAAGUUUUCAAGCAUCAAAAGUUCUUACAAAACCAAUUUUUACAAAGAUGAAUGCCAAGUUUUAAAAUGAACAAAAGACAGGAAAACGCAAAUCACACAAUAAGGACAAAUGGCACUAAAGAUACAGGAAAAAGUCUAUUCUUCCUACUAACAAGGAAGUGAAUACAAUCAAAGAUGUCAAUUUUUGACAAUAAAAUGGGCCAAAAAAAAAUUGUAAGAAAAAAGAGAAUUUCCAAUGCGGGCCAAGGAUUGGAACGUUUGCUGGAAGGCAGUUUCCCUCUACCUUUAGAAAGCCUCAAAGUGAACGUAUGUUUUGGCCCUGCAACCUCACAUGUAGGAAUUUAUCCUAAGGAAACAGUCAGGGGUGACGUCAAAGAUUCAUCUGCAAGGAUAUUCAACACGGCUUUGAUACACGAAAAAAAGUAAAUAAAUAAAAGGAAACAAUGUAAGUCUUCCUAAAUGAUGCCAAAGUCCUAUGCUGUCAUUAAAAAGCACCUAUAACUCCAUCAUCUAGGUGAUUUUGACUUUUGCUUUGGACAUUUUGCCUGUACAUUUCUAAAUUCUCUAUGCCAAAUAAUGCAUUGUUUUGUCAUCAGAUUUUGUUUUACAAAAACAAACCAAAACAAAAAAACCGUCUUUAUGACACGGGGUUAAUAGGGAAACUGUGCUUCCCAGGCAUUGACCAGGCGUCUACACCAGCUGCCUAGCAGCCUACCGGUAGGCGUCUACACCCGCCUACUGACUCAAGCCACCUAAGGCUGGCAGAGCCUUAAGAGGGCGCCAGAGCGCCAGAACGCGUGAAGCACGACAAGCUCCCUCGCUCCCGGUGCGGCCACGGGGGCAGGCAGGGUCCUGGGCGCCGAACAGGGGCGGCAGGAGCCUCGUUUACAGACGUCUACACAAGCAACUCACUUCCCCGAACCGAAGAAAAACGCGAGGCCACACAGACCGCUAGGCCAAACACGCCCCUCCCGGCCGCGGCGUCCGCUCCCCGAGUGCGCAUGCGCGCGCCCAGCCCCCUCAGGCCUGCGCUUCCCAGCAGGCCUCGCGCACGGGUUUCCAUGGCGACGGGCCGCCGCUGCGGCCUUGCUGCAGUCGCAGGAACCGCGCGGAACAGGUUGUUUGCUAUGUCUUUGGCUGAUCUAACAAAAACCAAUAUAGAUGAGCAGUUCUCCAGCGUGGCAUCAGAAAACAAUAGGAGAUCUGCAGAAUGCAAGAGAAGCCCGGGCACAGGCAAUUUUUCACGGAACAGUAAUGCUUCCGAUAAGAGUGUUGAUUAUAGCAGGUCUCAGUGCUCCUGUGGAAGUUUAAGUUCUCAGUAUGAUUAUUCAGAAGACUUUCUCUGUGAUUGUUCAGAAAAGGCCAUUAAUAGAAAUUAUUUAAAGCAGCCUGUGGUUAAAGAAAAGGAGAAGAAAAAGUACAAUGUUUCUAAAAUCUCCCAAUCUAAAGUUAACAGGUGGCCUUGUUACAGAGUACCACAAUACUUGGAUUUCACUGGCUUCUUGCCUUUCAUCUCAGCUGAAGAAUCAGUGUUUGAAUCGCCAGUGAAAUGUAAAUACCUGUCUCAACACCCCAAGAGGAUGGUCUCCAAGUCCGGCCAGAAGGAAAUCUCAGUUGAAAAAAAGCACACCUGGAAUGCAUCACUCUUUAAUUCUCAAAUCCAUAUGAUUGCCCAAAGAAGAGAUGCUAUGGCUCAUCGAAUACUCUCAGCAAGGCUUCAUAAAAUUAAAGGACUAAAAAAUGAAUUAGCUGAUAUGCAUCAUAAAUUGGAAGCCAUCCUUACAGAAAACCAAUUUUUGAAACAACUUCAGCUUAGGCAUUUGAAAGCUAUAGGAAAAUAUGAGAACUCACAAAAUAAUCUACCUCAAAUUAUGGCUAAACAUCAGAAUGAAGUAAAAAAUUUAAGGCAACUACUUAGGAAAUCCCAGGAAAAGGAAAGAACGGUAUCUAGGAAACUUAGAGAAACUGACAGCCAGUUACUGAAGACUAAAGAUACCCUGCAGGCACUGCAGAAACUCUCUGAAGACAAAAACCUUGCCGAAAGGGAAGAACUCACUCGUAAAUUAUCUAUUAUCACAACAAAAAUGGAGGCAAAUGACAAAAAAAUACAGAGCUUGGAAAAACAACUGAGGUUGAACAGCAGAGCCUUUAGUCGGCAGCUGGCUAUUGAGACUCGGAAGACUUUAGCAGCUCAAACAGCUACCAAGACUCUGCAGGUGGAAGUAAAAUACCUUCAACAAAAACUUAAGGAAAAGGAUCGUGAGCUUGAAAUUAAAAACAUCUAUAGUCAUCGAAUACUUAAAAGUUUACACGACACAGAGGACUAUCCAAAAGUUUCUUCAACAAAAUCAGUCCAAGCAGACAGAAAAAGUUUGCCAUUCACAAGUAUGAGACACCAGGGAACCCAAAAAUCAGAUGUUCCACCUUUGACAACUAAGGGUAAAAAGGCAACAGGAAACAUGGAUCGUAAAGAAAAAUCAACUGAAAUAAAUCGUGAAAUUCCUCACUGUGUCAAUAAACUACCAAAGCAAGAGGAUUCUAAGACAAAAUAUGAAGAUUUAUCAAGGGAAGAGAAACAUUUGGAAGUGCAAGUACUGUUGGAGAAUACUGGAAGACAAAAAGACAAAAAAGAAGACCAAGAAAAGAAAACCAUUUUUGUGAAAGAAGAGCAAGAAUUACCACCAAAAAUAAUUGAAGUUAUUCAUCCUGAAAGAGAAAGCACUCAAGAAGAUGUUCUAGUAAGAGAAAAGUUUAAAAGAAGCAUGCAGAGAAAUGGCAUGGAUGACACACCUGACAAAUGCACUGCUCCCUACACGAAAGGCCCCCUCAGACAAAGAAGGCAUUACUCAUUCACAGAAGCAACUGAAAAUCUGCAUCAUGGGCUUCCUGCUUCAGGUGGGCCAGCCAAUGCUGGCAACACGAAGUACAGUCAUAGUACAAGCAAGCAUCUCAGUAACAGAGAGGAAAUGGAGCUAGAGCAUUCUGACAGUGGGUAUGAGCCCUCAUUUGGCAAGUCUUCCAGAAUAAAAGUGAAGGAUACAACUUUCAGAGAUAAGAAAAGCAGUCUCAUGGAAGAACUCUUUGGAUCAGGCUACGUGUUGAAAACUGACCAAUCAAGUCCUGGUGUUGCAAAAGGCUCAGAGGAGCCUUUGCAAAGUAAGGAGUCACAUCCCCUGCCUCCCAGUCAGGCCUCCGCCAGCAAUGCUUUCGGAGACUCUAAAGUAACUGUGGUAAAUUCUAUUAAGCCAUCGUCACCUACAGAAGGAAAAAGAAAAAUAAUUAUUUAAAUAUAAUCAAUAUCCUAAUGCAUUCUGGUUUGAUAUAAUGCUACUUAUGUGCCUUGCAUCUUAUUUUUGAAAUGUGUGAGAGAGGGAGUGUAUGUGUGUGUGUCUUUUAGUACUUAAUUGACUUUCAAUAAUUAAAUUUUUGUUUUAUUGCUAA